AUCAUGGAUCAGUUACCAGAACUUCUAAACUACAAACAUUUUCUCGAAGAGCACAACAAUACUACACACUUAAACUUCUCAGAUGCCGGCGACAUUGUCUCAGAGUUCGAGAAUGGUUUAUAUACAGCCAACAAGUUCUCAACGGUGGUUCUUCUCUCUCUAUAUGUUCCAACAUUUAUACUGGGUCUUGUUGGCAACAUCUUAAUUAUCGUGUCAGUUUCAGCGGAGAGGGCAAGAAAAGCCAAUUUAUAUUUCCUUGUGAAUUUAGCCCUAGCUGAUCUUGUGGUUACCGUGCUGUGUAUUCCAACAUCAAUUGGCACUAUCAUUUACAAACUGUGGGUGUAUGGAAGGUUUCUAUGUAAAUUUACAUCUUUCAUACAAGGUGUUGCCGUGGCCGUCAGCGUAUACUCAAUGACAGCUAUGUCCGUUGACCGCUAUAUUUCACUGCAGCACCCUGUAACAGCCCAGAAAAUGACAUCAGCUUGCCAGUCGUGCGUUCUCAUUUUGUUCAUGUGGAUUGUAGCGGCAGUUUUUAUGGGACCGCUCAUCUACAUUCGAGACAUUGAUAUGUUAAACGACGUUCCCUUUUUACGGCCUCUUCCAUUUUGUAUCGAGAAAUGGCCGCAUGACAGAGACAGACAAGCUUACGGUGUCUUUUUACUAUUUGUUGUGUUCAUCAUUCCGGCUUUCACUAUUACUAUCUGCUACGGGAAUGUCGGUAAGGCUCUGUGUACGAUAGAACGGCACCAACGUGUCAGCUCUGACGGCAGUACCCAAAGACUUGUCUCACGCCAACGGGCAGCCCGCAUGGUGAUUAUACUCAUUUUUGUGUUCAUGAUUUGCUGGUUGCCAUAUAACAUCAUUUCAACUCUGUCAGACCUUUAUGAAAACGCAAAAUUUACAAAUGCUUUGCCAUUUGUUCUGUGGUUGGGACAUGCUCACAGCGCAUUCAAUCCAAUGUUGUAUUGGUCAUUGAAUAGACAUUUUCGAGACAGUGUACACAGACUUGUAAAAGUUGUGAAGAUCACAGGCUGUUCAACUGAUUCGACACAGACGGUGUCGUUACCGCAAUUUGUGUAAUAACUCCAGUUCGACUGUUACACAUUAGCCAUUUGUUUGUUGUGUUAUUGUUUAAGUAAAGCUAAUUCUUUUGAAAAGAUGUUUGUUUGUUUGAAAGCAUUGAUGAUGUCAAAGAAUUAUUGUUUAUAAAAAUAGUACCUAGAAAUGCCAAAGAAGGAAAUCUGGUCCCCCUGUAUCGGUAUUUCCAUUGAAUAUACAGUGAUUUAAGCAGCUAUUAAAGGCAGUUAUAAGCAGGUACCAAUAUCUACAACAUAGAAACGGUGAGAGUAUUAAGCGACAGUAUCUAUUUAUUUUCUUUAAUCAAACAACUGGUGCUAUUUUCAAAGUAAAGUUUGACGAGUCUGUGUGCUUUUGUUUUAUUUUCAUUUUCAUAACAAUUUCGUUUCUUGACUGUUCAUAUGUACGUUAUGAUUAUGUACAUGUAGUAGAAUAUAGCAAAUGAAGAUUUAACUAUGAAGUUAUACAUUUAAUAAUAUUUCCAUAUGCUCAGAUACAUACCUCCAGCUGCCUUUCUGAAUCUUUAUUGAUAGGAAUAAGUUUGGGAGAUCCUUACGAACUGUUAUCCGAAAAGCCCAUCUGGAUCCAUAUGUAUCAAUGUCCUCAGCCUUGAUCAGUUACUUUCGGCCUUAACGAUACGAACACUUCUUCUUGCGUUAGAGCCUUUUCCAUUUGUUACUGGAAAAUCAUUUAAUUUCAUGGGCAUGAAAUUUCGUACUUUUUGGGCAAAACGGCAAUUUCGUGGGGAUAUGAAUUCGUGGAUUUCAACUUUUGAACAUAAAAUGAAUGGGAAUUUUACUUGUUCGUUGGGAUUAAAUUUCGUGGAUUGGCGCAACCAUGAAAUCCACGAAAUUUACUCCCCACGAAUAUUAAUGAUCUCACAGUAUAUUAUUGAAGAAGCAAUUAACUUACGGAAGAAUUUACGCACUGUGAAUGCACGUUUUAUAGAAGCACAGUCCAGAGACACGAUGUCAAUAAACUAUUUUCGAGAAUUGUUACUGAAGAAUGAAAAUUCAUUUUAUCAUUUAAGUUAAUAUGAUAUCUAUAAAAUCGUCAUCCAGUAAAGUCCAUUUCCCAACUUGUAAUGUAAGAUAUUUACAUUUUUGACAUUGUAUUCUGCUUUUUUUUCAUGUUUCAUAUAUUGCUUGAGGAUCUUUCAUUACCUGUAUAUUUGAAAGGCUAAAUAAGCUCUUUGUUGUUACUGUGCUGCUUUGUGCAGCGUGUAUUAUAUCAUUGUACAGUUUCAUACAACUUUAGUGAAGUUCACAAUCACUACGUUAUUACAAAGGCCUUACUAUUACUGAUAUCAAUACUCGUGUUCUUUACGGAUUUUGUGAUAUCCUGUUGCUAGUGAUUUAUGUAUUACACUGUACAUGCCAGAAGUAUUUAUUGCAUUUCAUAUUGUGAAUGGUUUUCACUAACCAUCCUAUUUUAGUGCCAAAGAUAUUUAGCUUAAAACUUCUAGAAACUAAAAUGACGAGCAGAUCUAAAUAUAAACUUACGAUACUGUUAAUUGUGUAAGAUUAGAAGGAGAUUAUGUGUUAAGUGAAAAGUAUCUUGGAUGAUAUAAUCCGAAUUAUUCCAAAAUCUACUGUACUUCAGAAAUUACGUUUGAACGAAAGUACCAGAAACUGCGUGCUUUUAAUUUGCAGCAUUUAACCAUUUUAGAAAGAAAUCAUUGUAUGACGUCUUAAUGUAAUAAAUUUAAUUUUCGACAUAACUUUAAAAACCAUUAAUGUUAAGAAAAUUAAAGUGUACGAUAUUUAUAAAGGACAUUAAUUGUUCUUAGAAUUACAUAAGUUGGCCACGUGCCGAUCUAUUACAUAUGCUUUGUCAAGGUCUUGUAUAUCAAAACAUUGUUAUACAUACCUAUUAUUUGGGAUAUUUUUUUUAUUUAUCCAGACAGUGGUCCGAAAAAAAAUUUGUCAUCAACAUUAACCGGUGUUUGUAAUGAAUGUAUAUAAAGAAGGAACUGUUGCACAAGUAUAUUAAUACGAGUUUCUACGUAAGUUUUUAUAUUUUUGAGAACAAGAUAUAGUUAAUAUUGACCUUUGUGGUUAAGAAAUAAAUAGCUCGAGACGUUAAAUGUUUUGUCUCUUGUUUUUGCCGGGUUGAACGUCACAUCGACACAGUUAUAGAGACGUUAGAUGUAAUCACAUUUCUUAGUAAAUCAUCGCUGUGGGCACCUGCCAUUUUUUACUUAGUGACACAUUGUGCAUUUGUUGGUGCAUUUGUUGUUUAGUGAUAAAGUAUUAUCUAUAAAAUUGUUGUGAUUUGAAGCUCAAUGUUAUUAAUUUUUAUUUUAUAU
Messenger RNA from Mercenaria mercenaria, 3385 nucleotides. Its product is annotated as QRFP-like peptide receptor. Gene Ontology annotation, cellular component: membrane. The record is from RefSeq and is a predicted model, not a curated record. Gene Ontology annotation, molecular function: G protein-coupled receptor activity; peptide binding. NCBI's taxonomy places the organism in Eukaryota, Metazoa, Mollusca, Bivalvia, Venerida, Veneridae. Bases 4 to 1080 code for a protein of 358 amino acids. Gene Ontology annotation, biological process: G protein-coupled receptor signaling pathway. The transcript is spliced from 2 exons.